Messenger RNA from Psylliodes chrysocephalus, 910 nucleotides. The record is from the annotation of a GenBank genome assembly. NCBI's taxonomy places the organism in Eukaryota, Metazoa, Arthropoda, Insecta, Coleoptera, Chrysomelidae.
CCGCCAUCAGAAAUUCUACCAUUUCCUCCAUAGUAAACAUAAAUAAAUUUGUAGUUUACAUCUACAAGUGCAAGAAGCACAAUACUGUGGUAACCUUUAUAGUUGUAAUAGUAAGACCCUUCAUUGGGGGUGCCAUAAUGCAUAUGUGCUUGCCAUCCAAAGCUCCUAUUAUAUGUGGAAACUGCCAUUUUUUUUCGAACUCAAAAGCAAUUUUUGUCCAUUCUUCCUCAGUACACGGAACCUUAUAAAAAGAUUUACAAACAUUAUUAUUAGUACAAUUAUCGUUUUAUUUUAGGUCGAAGAAGACUUGCAGUUAAAUACACAAAAUACAGAUAUUACAAAUAUAGCUACACCCUCUCUCUCAGCGUACCACACAAACUGUACCACAAAAAAAUCUGCAACAGCCUCAUUAGUUGGAACUCCUCGAAUACCACAGAUUAAAAAAAGAAAAAUCGACAAUGAUGACAUGUCUACAGAGAAAUCUGUAGAUGAUGCUAUAAAGAAAUUAGCAACAUUCGGAGAUCAAGAUGUUUUUGAUAAUUUUGGUAAUCUAGUAGCUUCUCAAUUAAAAAGUAUUUCAAUGGAGGAUGCUAUAAAAUUACAAAUGGAUAUUAGUAACAUGGUAAACAAAAGACUGUUAAUGAUACAUCAAUCCAAAUCUGUUUCGUCUUCUAGACUCUCUCGUCCAUCAACUUACAAUUAUAGUACUAAUAGUACAAAUUAUUCAUCUGAUGACACCUCACUCAAUACGCCAUUAUAUGAAUACACAAAUGAGUAUGACUCAGAAGCCAUAUCAAAUAAUAUGGUAAUAUAUGAAAAUUUAAAUCCGUAUGACAGAAAAGACGUAUCAGACAAUGCUGAAACUGGAGAUGUAAUAAGCAUAGCACUUCGAGGAAUACUUAUUAAUUAA